AUGCCCAGGGCGGCGACAAACAGACCAAAGAGAAUUGUCGUUGGGAUUACUGCCAUUCUACGCCAACUGGGUAUCGAGACUCAUCUUAUUAUGAGUAAAUGGGCGUUAGCUACUAUGAAAUACGAAACCUCUAUAUCUGAGGCCGAGCUUCGAGGCCUUGCCACCAGACCCUAUACCGCAAAGGACCUCCCGGCGCCUAUUGCAUCAGGUUCGUUCCAGCAUGAUGGAAUGAUGAUUGUUCCCUGCAGGAUGAAAACACUUGCUGCUAUAUGGUCGGGCUAUUGCGACGAUCUGAUAUCUAGAACGGCUGACCUUACUCUGAAAGAAGACCAAAACUUAAUAUUUCUGCGCCAAGCCAAUGCCACCAUCUUCCUUCCUGUUCCAGCUUUCUAUAAUCGACCUAAAAGUAUCGAAGACAUGGUACAUCAGAGCGCCGGAAGGAUGUUAGACUUGAUGGGAAUAUUUACAGAUGGCUUUGAGUGA
Messenger RNA from Fusarium oxysporum Fo47, 483 nucleotides. RefSeq names its product flavoprotein. The transcript has 4 exons. Bases 1 to 483 code for a protein of 160 amino acids. Gene Ontology annotation, molecular function: catalytic activity. NCBI's taxonomy places the organism in Eukaryota, Fungi, Ascomycota, Sordariomycetes, Hypocreales, Nectriaceae. The record is from RefSeq and is a predicted model, not a curated record.